Messenger RNA from Mustela erminea (ermine), 1094 nucleotides. Its product is annotated as glutathione S-transferase Mu 1. Lineage: Eukaryota; Metazoa; Chordata; Mammalia; Carnivora; Mustelidae. The coding region runs from base 76 to 732 and encodes 218 amino acids. Gene Ontology annotation, biological process: glutathione metabolic process. The transcript has 8 exons. The record is from RefSeq and is a predicted model, not a curated record. Gene Ontology annotation, molecular function: glutathione transferase activity.
AGGCCCCGCCCCCGAUGAAAUUCCAGCCUAGUUCGGCCUAGGCAUUACGCUGAGACCGCCAAGCGCUUGCAGACCAUGGCCGUGAUCUUGGGUUAUUGGGACAUCCGCGGGCUUGCUCACGCGAUCCGCCUGCUCCUGGAGUACACAGACUCACCCUACGAGGAGAAGAAGUACACCAUGGGGGACGCUCCGGACUAUGACAGAAGCCAGUGGCUGAAUGAAAAAUUCAAGCUGGGCCUGGACUUCCCCAAUCUGCCCUACUUAAUUGAUGGGGCUCACAAGAUCACCCAGAGCAACGCCAUCCUUCGCUACAUUGCCCGCAAACACAACCUAUGUGGGGAGACAGAAGAGGAGAAGAUUCGUGUGGACAUUUUGGAGAACCAAGCUAUGGACACCUCCAAUGAGCUGGCCAGGGUCUGCUAUAGCCCUGACUUUGAGAAACUGAAGCCUGGGUACCUGGAGGGCCUCCCUGACAAGAUGAAGCUCUACUCACAGUUUCUGGGGACGAGGCCUUGGUUUGCUGGGGAGAAGCUCACUUAUGUGGAUUUCCUGGCUUAUGACAUCCUUGACCUGCACCGAAUAUUUGAGCCGAAGUCAUUGGAAGCAUUCCCGAACCUGAAGGAGUUCAUGGCCCGAGUUGAGGGCCUGAAGAAAAUCUCUGCCUACAUGAAGUCCAGCCGCUUCCUCCCGCACCCGAUAUACUCAAAGCUUGCUGUGUGGGGCAGCAAGUAGGACUGAGUGAGGGUAGCUGCUGGCAAGAAGCAGUGCUGUGUUGUUGGGCUGUGGCCCUGGAGCACAGCUGGACCGCCCUGAAUCCCUGGAACCAGCGAUCUUACUUCUUCCCCUCCUGUUCUUUCUGGUAACUCGCAUUCAGCCUUAUUGGGCCCCUUUACCUUCCCCAAUGCAAAUUUGUCUAGGACCUUUAAAGGUGAACAGCACCCCACUUUUCUUCACCCGAGUGCCCCGCAGACAUGAUCCUUCCUGCACACUUUUCUUCCCUGAGUGCUGGUUCUGUGUGUGGAGUCCGACCGCAUCCCUGGCCCUCGGGCUCUGCCUGAGUUCCCCAGGCACUGCCUGAAGACUGGGGUGCAGGC